CAGGCAAGCACAAAGCGGGCAAGCACAAGAUUGGCAAGCACAAGGUGGGCAAGAACAAGGUGGGCAAGCACAAGGCAGGCAAGCACAUGGUGGGCAAGCACAAAGCGGACAAGCACAAGGUGGGCAAGCAAAUGGCAGGCAAGCACAAGGUGAGCAAGCGAAUGGCGGGCAAGCACAAG
Cetraspora pellucida is the source of this 179-nucleotide messenger RNA. The record is from the annotation of a GenBank genome assembly. Lineage: Eukaryota; Fungi; Glomeromycota; Glomeromycetes; Diversisporales; Gigasporaceae.